AUGCCUCCCACUGGGGGAUCCCAAGAACGUCUGUCUGAUAUUAAGGCAGAAGAUAUAGAGGAAGAAGAAGAGACGUAUGUGAUGGAUAUAAAGGCAGAAGAUAUAGAGGGAGAAGAAGAGACGUAUGUGACUGAUAUAAAGGCAGAAGAUAUAGAGGGAGAAGAAGAGACGUAUGUGACUGAUAUAAAGGCAGAAGAUAUAGAGGGAGAAGAAGAGACAUAUGUGACUGAUAUAAAGGCAGAAGAUAUAGAGGGAGAAGAAGAGAAGUAUGUGACUGAUAUGAAGGCAGAAGAUAUAGAGGGAGAAGAAGAGACGUAUGUGACUGAUAUGAAGGCAGAAGAUAUAGAGGGAGAAGAAGAGACGUAUGUGACUGAUAUAAAGGCAGAAGAUAUAGAGGGAGAAGAAGAGACGUAUGUGACUGAUAUAAAGGCAGAAGAUAUAGAGGGAGAAGAAGAGACGUAUGUGAGGGGUGAUCAGCAGUGUAAGGAGGAGGAGAUCCCUACAGAUAUCAGCACAGCAGAUGGACACACAAGCAGGAAUAUCUCAGAAGGAUAUCUAAUGUUAUCCCCGGAUUGCGAAAUAAGAGAUAAUGACAGUAGACAGGAUUCUCCAGGAGAUAACCCCAUUACCCCAAUUAUACAUCUAGCUCUAUCAGCUGGUCCCCCUGAUCCUAGGAAAUGUUCUCCUGAUCACUCUGAUAUUGGUGCAUCUGUUACAGCUCUGAGAGUAGAUACAGAGUUUCCAUGUGCUAUAGAUGCCAAAUGUGUUACACAGAAUACAAAGCCUAUUAACCCACACACAGGUAAGGCAGGUGGAAGGCCACUGAUAUGUUCAGAGUGUGGGAAAUGUUUUACAAAGAAAUCAUAUCUUGUUAUACAUCAGAGAAGUCACACAGGUGAGAAGCCAUUUCCAUGUUCUGAGUGUGGGAAAUGUUUUGCAUACAAAUCAUAUCUUGUUAGACAUCAGAGAAGUCACACAGCUGAGAGGCCAUUUCCAUGUUCUGAGUGUGGGAAAUGUUUUGCAUACAAAUCACAUCUUGUUAAACAUCAGCAAAGUCACACAGGCGAGAAGCCAUUUCCAUGUUCUGAGUGUGGGAAAUGUUUUGCACACAAAUCAGAUCUUGUUAUACAUCAAAGAAGUCACACAGGUGAGAGGCCAUUUUCUUGCUCUGAGUGUGGAAAAUGUUUUAUCCAGAAAUUACAUCUUGUUAUACAUCAAAGAAGUCACACAGGUGAGAAGCCAUUUCCAUGUUCUGAGUGUGGGAAAUGUUUUGCACACAAAUCAGAUCUCGUUAGACAUAACAGACAUCACACAGGUGAGAAGCCAUUUUCUUGCUCUGAGUGUGGGAAAUGUUUCGCACUCAAAUCAGAUCUCGUUUUACAUCAGAGACAUCACACAGGGGAGAAGCCAUUUCCAUGUUCUAAGUGUGGGAAAUGUUUCGCAAACAGAUCAGAUCUUAUUAAACAUCAGAGACGUCACACAGGUGAGAAGCCAUUUCCAUGUUCUGAGUGUGGGAAAUGUUUCGCACACAGAUCAGAUCUUAUUAAACAUCAGAGAUGUCACACAGGUGAGAAGCCAUUUCCAUGUUCUGAGUGUGGGAAAUGUUUUGCACGCAAAUCAUAUCUUGUUAUACAUCAGAGACGUCACACAGGUGAGAAGCCAUUUCCAUGUCCUGAGUGUGGGAAAUGUUUUGUACACAAAUCAGAUCUUGUUAUGCAUCAGAGAAGUCACACAGGUGAGAAGCCAUUUCCAUGUUCUGAGUGUGGGAAAUGUUUCGCACACAGAUCAGAUCUUAUUAAACAGAGAUGUCACACAGGUGAGAAGCCAUUUCCAUGUUCUGAGUGUGGGAAAUGUUUUGCAUACAAAUCACAUCUUGUUAUACAUCAGAGACGUCACACAGGUGAGACGCCAUUUCCAUGUCCUGAGUGUGGGAAAUGUUUUGUACAUAAAUCAGAUCUUGUUAAACAUCAGGGACGUCACACAGGUCAGAGGCCAUUUCCAUACAUAAUUCAGCACAAUAGAAAUCACUCAGGUGAUAAACCAUUUUAA
Messenger RNA from Pseudophryne corroboree (corroboree frog), 2049 nucleotides. RefSeq names its product oocyte zinc finger protein XlCOF22-like. The record is from RefSeq and is a predicted model, not a curated record. Lineage: Eukaryota; Metazoa; Chordata; Amphibia; Anura; Myobatrachidae. Bases 1 to 2049 code for a protein of 682 amino acids. The transcript has 4 exons.